Messenger RNA from Erigeron canadensis, 1460 nucleotides. Its product is annotated as histone deacetylase 14. Bases 79 to 1347 code for a protein of 422 amino acids. The transcript has 9 exons. The record is from RefSeq and is a predicted model, not a curated record. Lineage: Eukaryota; Viridiplantae; Streptophyta; Magnoliopsida; Asterales; Asteraceae.
AGUUUAUUGUUUUUAUCUAUAUUUUAUUUAUUUAUUUAUAUUUAAUAUUUAAAUCAGGGUUUCAGGGCACUAAAAAAAAUGGCCAUACUUCAUCAUCCAUCAGGACUGCGGUUUCCGUUUGGGUCUGGUCGUGUUGGCAGCAUGUUGCAACAUCAUUCUAGUUUGAUAUCAUUAAUGAGCAGUCGUUUUUUCCAUAGAAAAUGUUCAAAAUUUUCUAUUUCGUGUUCGUCUGAGCAUUUAGAUGAAAGCCAUGUGAGUUCGGCGAAAGUUAUUUAUAGUGUAGCUCCUGCCAUGGGUCAUAACCAGGAGGCACAUCCAGAAUGCAGUUCAAGAGUUCCGGCUAUUGUGACUGCUCUUGAAAAAAUGGAGCUUACUCCAAAGUUUCGGGGAUCUGAGAUCGUUCAACUUCAAAAUUUUAGAACUGCUACAGUGGAGGAUGUUGCCAGUGUGCAUUCCAGAUCUUAUGUUAUUGGUCUCGAGAAGGCAAUGGAGCAGGCAUCAGAACAGGGCAUUAUACACAUUGAUGGCUCAGGACCCACAUACGCUACUGCCACAACAUUUGAGGAAUCUUUGGUCGCUGCUGGAGCUGGCCUGUCCUUGGUAGAUCAUGUGGUAGCGGCAUCAAAAGUUAGUGAGAACCCUCCAGUUGGCUUUGCUUUGAUACGACCUCCUGGACAUCAUGCUGUUCCAAAGGGGCCCAUGGGAUUUUGUGUUUUUGGUAAUGUAGCUAUUGCAGCUCGAUAUGCUCAACGUGUUCAUGGACUACAACGUGUUUUCAUCAUUGAUUUUGAUGUUCAUCAUGGUAAUGGAACUAAUGAUGCAUUCUAUGAAGAUCCAGACAUAUUCUUUCUUUCAACUCACCAAGACGGAAGCUACCCUGGCACAGGAAAAAUUGAUAAUAUAGGGUUUGGGAAUGGUGAAGGAGCUACACUUAAUUUGCCAUUAGCAGGAGGUUCGGGUGAUAUAGCCAUGCGAACUGUAUUUGAUCAAGUCAUUGUACCGUCUGCCCAAAGAUUUAAGCCGGAUAUAAUUCUUGUAUCAGCCGGAUAUGAUGGACACGUACUGGAUCCGCUGGCAAAUUUUCAGUUAACGACAGGAACGUAUUACAUGCUAGCAGCAAGCAUCAAGCAGCUUUCGAAAGAGCUGUGCGGGGGUAGAUGUGUAUUUUUCUUGGAGGGAGGAUACAACCUGGACUCUCUUUCUACUUCUGUUGCAGAUUCUUUCCGUGCAUUUAUCGGAGAACCCAGCAUGGCAGAGAAACCCGGUGAUCUUGGGUUCUUAUAUGAUGAACCAUCUUUAAAGGUAAAACAAGCUAUUGAGAGGAUCAAGCACUUGCAUUCUUUAUAGAAGUGUCAAUCUUUUCCCCAAAGAUGUAUAGUUUUGUAUAGGCCAAUGCACAUAGAGUUUUAUUUUAUUUGCCAUAUUUUUAUAAAAAUCUUGCAUUCGUUGCAUAGCACCAA